Hypomesus transpacificus is the source of this 5193-nucleotide messenger RNA. It is a transcript of the gene nphp4, whose product is annotated as nephronophthisis 4. The transcript is spliced from 29 exons. Gene Ontology annotation, biological process: protein localization to ciliary transition zone; negative regulation of canonical Wnt signaling pathway. Lineage: Eukaryota; Metazoa; Chordata; Actinopteri; Osmeriformes; Osmeridae. Gene Ontology annotation, cellular component: ciliary basal body; ciliary base; cytoskeleton. The coding region runs from base 370 to 4698 and encodes 1442 amino acids. The record is from RefSeq and is a predicted model, not a curated record.
AAAUUUAGAGCUGUAGUAAUCUAUUUCAACAUGGCUGCGACAGGGUGUUUCAAAUGAACUCGUUUAGAAAAAUGAACUUUUUACUUACGUUCUGCCAUAAUAUCUCAGAUCAUAUGCCGUAGACACCGGCUGUACUGUACAGUUGCUUGUUCGCUAACCCUAUUCUAACUGAAGCUACAAUUCCUUACGGCCUGCGUGUGAGCUAGCUAGUGAGUGUGUAUGCAACAUAAGGUAAAAGUCAAGCAGUCCCACUUGUAGCAACGUAUAAUUUUUACUUUAGCUUCAUGAAUUAAGGAUAACGCAAUGAGCUACAGUUAGUCCGGCGCAUCAUUUGUCUUUACCCUCACAGACUAAUCUGCAUCUCCAAUCAUGGACCGUUGGAAAGGCCUAUAUUACGAAAGAUGCCGGCUAAUUCCUUCCCACAGCCAGACUAUUCGUCUAGCACAGGGUUCACACAUCGCCCACUCCCAAGGCUUCCAAAUCACAAUGAAGAGUUUGGAUGGACCUCAUAUACACCAGGAGUCCUCCGAAGGUGAACAAGCAGUCACUUACCAGCUCAGAUUGUCCCUGUUGGAUAAAAGCCACCAGCAUUUCUUUGGGAGAACAUGGAAGAGCUCAACUCAGAGGAUGAAAGCCAACUGCAAGAUAAAGUUCAAUGAGGUGGUAUAUUUCCACACCUCCCUGAGGGUGCCCAGUGUGCUGGCCGUGGUGGAGCUGGUGGCGUUAUCACCCAGGGCAGAAGGCUCCCAGCAUGCACUGGGGUGCGGCUUCGGGAUUCUGGACUUGUUUGGCAGCCAUGCAGAACCUCAGGCCACCGAAGGGGACAGAAGACUGGACUGGUACUAUGGAACACCCAGGACUCUGCUUCAGCCCGAGACAAUGGAUCCCAAAAAGCAGCUCCUGAGGAUUAUUGAAGGAGCUCACUUGGUGUUCAACGUCAAACCACAUCCUGCUUUGGCUCCCAUCAUGCACCUCUUCCCUGAGAACAUCCUGGUAUCUGGGGAUGAAGACAUUCCAGGGCUGGUGCCGUCCCCAACAGGAGACUCUCUGUUGAAGCCUCACACCCUGGAGAUGGUCAGCUGCUCCUUGGACAGGCUGACCAUCUCGCUCCAUCCCUCCCUGGACAAGUUUGAGACCCAGCUGCUGCAUCUGAUCAACGCAGACUGCAACAACAUGAAGCACUGGGGCCCAGAGGGCACGCUGAAGGCAGUGGUCAUCCAGGAGAGGAGGCUCCACGUGGGGGUCCACAAUGGCUGGGCCUUCCUGGAGCCGCCCCAGGUGGUGGUGCUGGAACUGCAGACCCGGGCCCAGGGGAGCAGGGUUCACAAGGGGUCCCCCUCCCGACAGAACAGCCUGACCAGAGAAGGCACCUCGUCAGCGGCUCAAACCCUGGCCCUGCGCAGCAGUCUGGAGCUCAAGCUGGCCGAUCACAGGGAUUUUGGGAUCGUCCUGCAGCUGGAGUACGUCUUCUCCACUCCAGUUGGCGGAGAUGGGAAGGUGUCCCUAACCUCCACAUCUAGAGCUGCCUUCAUGCAGUGCCUUCGCUGGGGGGUGUGGUGCCCCUUUGAUGAGUCCGGCGCAUGGAAGGGAGACGAUGUACAUCUGGCCCUGCAGGGUGGCGCCGCACCUAACCCAUGGGCCGCCAUGGUCUACACAGAAUCAGCCAAACCACAGAGCCCUGUCCAGGGAAGGGGAGAGAGAGAUGUGGCCAGGUUCGGUCUGGUGUCGGGCUUGGAAAAGAAGAUUCCCAGCCCAUCUGUCUCUCCACACACCAAGCGAGAGAACACAUUCAGACAUAAGAAACCCCCCCCGUCACCUCUACCAGGUCCCAGACUCGCUCUUCAAGCCUCUCCCCCGUCACCACCUCAAGGCCCAGGGCUCUCAUUGUCUCAGCUGGCAGCUACUUCACGCUACCCAACCAUGAGCCACUCCAGCGCCGCGUCACCAUGGCAACAACCGCUUUCCUCUGUGCUCUAUCCUUCCCCGUUGGCAACGGCCCACCAGCUGUCACAUGUCGCCGUUCCCGCCAUCACCAACAUCGGCCACCUGGAGGCCGACCUGACACGGUGCUCGUCCCCCGAGGGCCAUGAGGAUUGGGACCCGCUCCAGGAGCUUCCUUUCACCCCUGUCCAUGCCCCCAUCGUUGCCAUGGGAACACACGUACCCAGCUCCUCUUCAAGAAGUUCACGGAGCUCCAUGGCCCACAUCUUCUCUGCAGGCUUCCCAGAUAUUGUGGACCGGAGCGGGCAGGUGGCUGAAGUCCUGGACCCGACAGAACCAGUCAACUUUGACCCCCAGCGAGAGGAAGCAGACUCCCUGCAGGGCAAUCUGCUGGUGCUCCAGUUUCUGGCAUUUUCCAGGAUGAAGGAGUCUGGCGUGAGCCCAGACUGGCCGUCCUCCAUCUACAUUACCUUCCAGAUCUACCGGUUCCCACCCACCACCACCCACCGGCUCAGCCUCCAGACCCCGGACCAGGCCCAGCACAAUCCCAGAGACACACUCCCCUGUGUCCUGGCUGCAGUCAACCAGGAUGGAACUGUCAAUACUGAUCCUCCGGGGCUGCAGCUCCAGUUCCCAGUGGACCAGGCCCUCCUGCAGCCUGGGGAGCGCAGCUGGUUCCUGCGCUACCUGGCCCUGGACACGCUCCAGCUGGACGUGUGGGACGCAGACUCGCUGCUCCUCAUCGGCUCCGCAGGCAUCGGGCUCAAGCAUAUGUUGCGUCAGGGCCGUGCGGCGGUCCAGGCCACCUACGAGCUGGAGGUCAUCAACACGGAGUACGUCAGCGAGGAGGCCGUGGUGACGGGGGGGGACCUGACGGGGCGGAAGGGCGUGACCCCCAUUAACGUCCUGACCGUGGUGAAGGGGAAGUUACACAUGCGCAUGGGCAACGUGGGUUGUCCAGUGAAGCACACCUCAGGGAGACCCUCAGCCCUCCCUCUGCCUCAUUCCCGCCUCAUCUCAUCUCACUCCAGUGGAUUCAGAGGAGGCAGUCUGUUCUCUACGAACAUCCACGGAUUUAACGUUCAGAACACGGCGAGGGCACAGAGGAUGGUGGAGGUCGAUGGAGACCUGUUGGCACUACUCCAGAGCAGGAUCAAGGAUGCAACCCUCGUGUCUGGUGGGCAUACCUGGGGCGAGAUGGAUGACGUUCGCAAGCGGAAGCUUGAGCGCAUGGCUGCCGUCCGCCAGCGAGAGGGACAGGCAGAAGCGGCCAAUGAUUUCAAGACCAAAGUCAUGGGCAGACGAGAGGAGCGUGCGCAGUUGGCGCGGGACUUGCGUCUGAUCGAGGCUUACCGGGAAAGGUGCAAAGUGGAAGGCAUUACCAACAUGCUGAGCAGAGCCAUCACCACUCAGCACACCAUGUACGCCACUUUGGGAACUGCCGAGUUCUUUGAGUUUGUGCUCAAGAACCCCUACAACGUGCAGCAGACCGUAACCAUUGAGAGUGAUGAUAGAGAGCUCAGUGUCAUCACAGACUCAGCAGAGUGGAGACAUUUCAAGGACCUGACCAAAACCUUGACCCCUCUGGAGGAGAACAUGUUUCAGCUCAAAGGGAACACCCUAACGCCCCAGGUUUACCUCCGGCCUAAAGAGUGUGUCUAUAUCCCCCUCAAAUACCAGACGUUCUACUCACAGCACUCUGCCGUACCCCAGGGACCAAGUUUCCUUCCCACAGGCAGACAAGCUCAGGUGGCUAAGAAGCACCAGUCCAACACCAUACUGGCCAAGACAGUCAAGGUGACAUUCAGGUCAGAGGACGGCAAACCUCUGGCCAUCUUCGAAGUGAAGGUGGAGCCCACACCCUCUAUUGUGGAUCAGUCCAUCCGCUUCUAUCACCCCGAGAGCUGCUUCCUGAAGAAGUCUCUCCGCCUUUCCCCCUGGGAGGACCUAGCAGCAGCAGGAGACUCAGAUGUUGGAACUCCCAUCUCAGUGCGCUGCAGUGACCCCAAUGUCAUCUGUGAAACGAGGCUAGUGGCAAAAGGGGAGCCUCGAGAUCUGUAUUUAAAAGUUCCAGGAUGUCCCAGUCCACAAGUCAAAAAGUUCUUCCUCAUAAUCUACACCGAUAAGUGGCUGGUGACGCCCUCCCAGAUAUGCCUGGUGUAUAUCCACUUCCUGCAGAGAGUGGAUCUGAGCUGCUACUCUGGCCAACAGACCUGUCAAUCACUGGUGCUGAGGGGCACUCAAGCCAUCCGGAAGGUCAAGUGCUACGUGUCUCAUCAGCUGGAGGUCGAGAUGGACCCAGCUGGGGUGUUUGUGCUCCCCCCUGGGGCUGUGCAGGAGGUACAGCUGCGUGUGCAGCCUCGUAAGCCAGGCAGCAAGUUUGUCUUCCUCAGCAUGGUGGAUGUGGAGCACCACACCCUGGUCACUGGCUGGCUUCUAUGUCUCAACAUUCAAAAGCCCCUUCUUUCCAAGGCGUUUGAGGUGUCCGUCCCUGUAGGGAAUGGCCGUGGCAGCACCAGGAAGCUCACAUACACCAACCCCUACACCAGCAGCAGAGUCUUCUUACUGCGCUCCGACCACCCAGACCUUCUUCAGUUCAAAGAAGACCACUUUGAGGUGGGUGGAGGGCAGAGCUAUGUCAUCGGACUGCGCUUUGCCUCCAGCCAGAGUCCCGGGUGCCAAGAAAUCUACGUCUACGUGAACAACCAGGAGGAGAAGACAGAGGAGACCUUUUGUGUGAAAGUCAAGUACUCCUGACAGUCACCUCCAUGCUGAACCGGCCCCUGAGUAACUACUGUAAAGUUGUAAUGUUGACAAUAUUUGGUUCAAGCAAUUACUGAAAGUGUCAAGCAUUUAAAGUAGAUGGCUCAGUGCAAUUAAAGGUACAUUGCAUAAAAAAUAACAAUUUGAAGCUAGAGAAGGAGUACAAAUUAGAAAGUUAGACGUGAUCAUUUGGAUAUUAUACUGUGUGUGUGGGUGUUUAAAGUAAGUGAUUGUCUGCUGUUUGAGACAAAUGUUCCUGCAAUGCUAUUUUAAGCAAUAACUUUGCACAUGGGUGGAGAAGUCAUGCAGUUAACAAUUUACUGGCAAUUUCACCUAAAUAUGUAGGUCAUGUUUCAAAAAUCCAAAGUAAAGUCUUCACAUGAUACCAAAAGAACAUACCCUGAAGAGUGAGCUUGUUCAUUUUAAACAAGUCUCUCUCUCCCCCUCUCUCUCUCCCCCUCUCUCUCUCUCUCUCUCUCUCUCUCUCUC